Molecule: messenger RNA, 1409 nt
Organism: Portunus trituberculatus (swimming crab)
Lineage: Eukaryota; Metazoa; Arthropoda; Malacostraca; Decapoda; Portunidae
Product: glutamate-rich WD repeat-containing protein 1-like
Exons: 8
Coding region: 29-1393 (454 amino acids)
Molecular function (GO): protein binding
Source: RefSeq, a predicted model, not a curated record
AAACAAGAUCAAGAUUCAAGAUCGACCAAUGAGUGAACCACGUGUCUGUGUUUACCUUCUGCCUGCACGCGCGCCUCACACACACCUCCACAUUUCCUUCAAUUCCCAUCCACUAGGAGCAGUUAGGAGCAUGGAGGAGGGCCAGGAGGAAAGAAUGGAGGAGGAGGAAGCCAUGGAGGGAGGCAGCGAGGAGGAGGGAGAGGAAGGAGGAGGAGGAAAAGGCGAAGGACUUGAGUGUGACUUCUCGGCUUAUAAACUUUUUCACGAAGGAAGUACAGGAGCCCCAUGCUUAAGUUUUGACAUCCUGCGGGACAGUCUUGGUGAGGACCGUACCUGUGACCGCCCUGUAACCCUGUACUUUGUGGCCGGGACGCAAGCGGCUCGGGUUCACCUCAACACUGUGCUGCUCAUGAAGGUCAGCCAGCUAUCCCGUCUGAAGGAGGGAGAGAGCGAGAGUGAGAGUGAAUUGGAGGAUGAGGAAGAUGAAGGAAGGGAGCCACAGAUCGCCUCGGCUGCCUUCAAGCAUAAUGGAGGGGUCAACAGGAUAAGGGCCACCACAAUCAACAAUGUACCAAUCGCAGCUGUCUGGUCAGAACUAGGUCAGGUCAGUGUCUGGGAGCUGACCCCACUACUGGAGGAGGUGGACGCGGGUCAUGUCGGGUCAGACCAAGGCAGAGAUGAGCCUCCUCUCUUCACAUUCCGAGGUCACAGGUCAGAAGGAUUUGCACUUGAUUGGUCACCUGUGAAACCUGGUACUUUAGCCACAGGGGACUGCCAGCGAGCUAUCUACAUCUGGCGACCACAGGAGGGGGCGCGGUGGCAGGUGGGAGGCGCCCCCCUGGCUGGCCAUACUGCAUCUGUGGAGGAUUUGCAGUGGUCACCGUCGGAAGCCAGCGUCCUUGCCUCUUGCUCUGUGGAUAGGAGUAUACGAGUGUGGGACGUGCGGGCCCCCCCAAACAAGGCCUGCAUGAUCACCAGUGACGCACACCCCACAGAUAUCAACGUCCUUCACUGGAACCACUGUGAACCAUUCCUGGCUUCGGGGGGUGACGAUGGGUGUGUGAGGGUGUGGGAUCUUCGGAACAUGCAGGGCGGUGGUGGUGCUGUGGCAGAGUUGAAGCACCACACAGCACCGGUCACCACAGUGGAAUGGCACAGCUCCGAGGGGUCUGUGUUGGCCAGCGGGGGGGAAGAUGAUGCCAUACUGCAGUGGGACCUGGCCGUGGAGAGGGAGGCACCAGAGGAGGAGGAGGAGGAAACGCCAGAGCAGCUGUUGUUUGUGCACCGGGGCCAGCAGGAGGUGAAGGAGCUGCACUGGCACCCUCAGAUCCCCGGCCUGGUUGUCUCCACCGCACACACUGGAUUCAAUGUGUUCAAGACCAUCAGCUGCUGAGGUCAGGAGGUCAAAG